AUGAAACUUUCUGCAAUAUUAUCCUUUCUUAGUGAGCGCAUCAUCUGCGUCACAUUGCUGGUCAUGGGCCUUUCUACUCCUGGACAAACAGAAAUCACCAGUCUGGACGCAGCCAACAUCGAUGACAUCCUAAAUAAUGCCGGCGUGUCUUUAGUAAACUUUUAUGCUGACUGGUGCAGAUUUAGUCAGAUGCUCCAUCCCAUCUUUGAGGAGGCGUCCAACAUAGCGCGGGAAGAAUUCCCUGACACCAAGCAGGUGGUGUUUGCACGUGUUGACUGCGACCAGCACUCCGACAUAGCCCAGCGCUACCGCAUCAGCAAGUACCCCACGCUGAAGCUGUUUCGCAACGGCAUGAUGAUGAAGCGGGAGUACAGGGGUCAGAGGUCGGUGGCGGCCUUAGCCGAAUUCAUCCGCCAGCAGCAAGUUGACCCUGUGAAAGAGAUCCAGUCGCCGGAGGAGCUGAAGACUGUGGAUAGGAGCAAAAGGACAAUUAUUGGUUACUUUGAGAAGAAAGAUUCCGACAAUUACCACACUUUUGAAAAAGUCUCCAACAUCCUCCGAGAUGACUGUGUUUUCUUGGCUGCUUUUGGUCCCAUGUCAGAGUCUGAGCGCUUCAACGGGGACAAUAUAAUUUACAAGCCGGUAGGGGAGGGCGUCCCCGACAUGGUCUACCUCGGCUCCCUCACCAACUUUGACCUGACCUACGCUUGGGCUCAGGACAAGUGUGUGCCUCUGGUCAGGGAGAUCACAUUUGAAAACGGAGAGGAGCUCACUGAAGAGGGCAUCCCUUUCCUCAUUCUGUUUCAUCUUAAAGAAGACAAUGAGAGCUUAGAGAAGUUCCAGCGUGAAGUAGCUCGUCAGCUCAUCAGCGAGAAAGGUUCCAUCAACUUCCUGCACGCAGACUGUGACAAGUUCCGCCAUCCUCUCCUGCAUAUUCAGAAAACUCCUGCCGACUGUCCCGUGAUCGCCAUAGACUCGUUUAGGCACAUGUAUGUCUUCCCGGAUUAUAAAGAUCUAGAUACUCCCGGGAAGCUGAAACAGUUUGUAUUGGACCUUCACUCCGGAAAACUUCACAGAGAGUUCCACCACGGUCCGGAUCCCACGGACAGCACACCUGGACAGGAGGACGUAAGGGGCGACCUGGCCAGCCGUCCGCCAGAGAGCUCUUUCCAAAAGCUGGCGCCCAGUGAAACCCGCUACACCAUCCUCAGUCGAGACCGUGACGAGCUGUGA
Molecule: messenger RNA, 1233 nt
Organism: Nerophis lumbriciformis (worm pipefish)
Lineage: Eukaryota; Metazoa; Chordata; Actinopteri; Syngnathiformes; Syngnathidae
Source: RefSeq, a predicted model, not a curated record